Kazachstania africana CBS 2517 is the source of this 1041-nucleotide messenger RNA. RefSeq names its product 3-keto-steroid reductase (gene ERG27). Gene Ontology annotation, molecular function: 3-beta-hydroxysteroid 3-dehydrogenase (NADP+) activity. Bases 1 to 1041 code for a protein of 346 amino acids. Gene Ontology annotation, biological process: ergosterol biosynthetic process. NCBI's taxonomy places the organism in Eukaryota, Fungi, Ascomycota, Saccharomycetes, Saccharomycetales, Saccharomycetaceae. Gene Ontology annotation, cellular component: endoplasmic reticulum membrane; mitochondrial outer membrane; lipid droplet. The transcript has 2 exons. The record is from RefSeq and is a predicted model, not a curated record.
AUGUCUCAAUGGAAGGUAGCAGUAAUUACAGGUACUAAUAGCAACCUUGGGUUGAAUAUUGCUUACAGGCUAAUCGAAAGGGAGGAUCCCAAGAAUCGACUAACAAUUGUAGUCACUUCUCGCACAUUACCUCGCGUAAGAGAAGUAAUUAGUCUCAUUAAAUCUCACAUCAAAAAAAUUGAUCGUCCUGGUGUGAUUGAUUUCGAUUAUUUAUUGGUUGAUUUCACCAAUAUGGUAAGUGUUCUGAAUGCAUACUAUGAUUUGAAAAAUACGUACAGUGCUAUUCAUUAUUUUUUCGUAAAUGCUGCUCAAGGUGUCUACGAUGGUAUUGACUGGGUCGGUGCGACAAAAGAAGUAUUGAAUAGUCCCUUAGCUGCGGUUACAUAUCCUGAAUAUAAAAUUCAAAGAGUUGGAGUUACUUCUAAAGAUGGGAUGGGCCUUGUAUUUCAAGCUAAUGUGUUUGGGCCUUAUUACUUACUCCAAAAAAUAUUGCCUUUACUUAUGGAGGGCAAAGCCACGAUAGUUUGGGUCUCAAGUUUAAUGUCAGCCCCCAAAUAUUUAUCACUCCAAGAUAUAGAAUUGUUAAAGACAAAUGCAUCAUAUGAAGGUUCGAAGAGACUGGUGGAUUUGCUACAUAUGGCAACUUUCAAAGAAAUGAAUUCAAAGGGGGUCAGACAGUACGUAGUACAACCUGGUAUUUUUUUAAGUCAUUCAUUCUACAAAUAUUUGAAUUUCUUCACGUUUUAUGGUAUGCUCUUUCUCUUUUACUUGGCGAGAUUACUGGGUUCACAAUGGCAUAAUAUCGAUGGUUACAAAGCUGCGAAUGCUCCUGUCUACGUCGCCACAUUAGCUAAUCCACAGUUUGAACAUCAAAACAGUAAAUACGGCUCCGCAGUUUCAUUUGAUGGAAUUGAAUAUAUUGAGAGGACGGAUAUAGACCCAACUGGCUGUAAUGAUGUCUUAAGUUAUAUAAAAUCAAAAGAGAAAGAAUGGGAUGAGAAGCUGAAAGAUCAAAUCAAAAGAACUAGGAUACCAAUCUGA